AGUGAGAAUCUAACAUUAAAGGAAAUAAAUGCAUCGUGAAAACCUUGUAGUGCGCAUGACGCACCUGCGUUUACUGAAGAAAAGUUUGGAUGGCUCGUGCAGAAGCGAAACUGCGGAAGAGGCGACAGAGGUGCAGACAUGAGUUAUUUCUGCGAUGAGAGCCGAUGAAGGGAGACCCGUCGUUGUUUAUUUCACCUUCCUGUGCUGUUUCUGAUCAUUAUUUUAAUGCUGUUCAGAGAGGAUGAGGGGCUUUUUACUUCGAUGUGUUCUUCUAUGGGCGAUGUUGCAGCGUAGCAAAACGCAAAGUGCUGUACCUGCCACAGCUUUAAACUGCUGUGAAGGCGAUGUCCUCCUUCUCCUGGACUCUUCAGGAAGUGUUGCAAACCGAGAGUUCUCGCGCUUGUUGCACUUCGCCACCAUUCUCCUUCGCCCCUUCUCAUUGGGUCGUGGGCACGUAAGGGUCGGGCUGCUGCAGGUGGGCACAAACCCCAACCUGGAGUUUGGCCUGGACGUCCACAACAACCAGGAAAGUCUGCAGAAAGCUCUGCAGAGUGUCAGCCAGCUGCAGGGAGACACAAACACCAAGGCGGCGCUCAGGGUGGCCCAGGGGCUUCUGACAGAGACAGACGAGAACAUGCCGAAGGUGCUGCUGUGGCUGACUGAUGGUGUGGAGCCCGGAGACGUAGGGGGGGCGAUGGCCGAGCUGAAGGCGCAGGGAGUGUCAGUGUUAGCUGUGUCUACAGUACAUGGAAACUACCAGGUGUUACAGCGUGCCGUGACACCUCCACUGGAGUCUCACCUCUACUCAGUGGACAUCGAUGACAUCGACAUCAUCACAGAAGACCUGAGGGAGGCCAUUAUUAAAAUUAUUCGUGCAGAACGGCUGCGUGUGGUUGACCUGACUUCCCACAGUGCCGUGCUGCAGUGGCGUCCUGUUCUGAAAGUAGACAGCGGUUACUAUGAGAUCUCAUACAACUCUUUGGGGAAAGCAGGCCCUGAAACUAAACGCACUCUCUCAGGCAACUCCAGCUGGGUGGAGCUGACCAACCUGCAGCCUGACACCACCUACACUGCUGCCCUGCACCCGGAGUCCAACCAGAGGCUGUUCAACACACUCUCUGUUAACUUCACCACACUUCCUGAUGUUUUAGGCCCGACAGAGGUUUCUGUGUCAGACUCUGGCUUUCGUCAGAUCCGUGUGAGCUGGGGUCCCCUGCAGCCUGCUGGAGUUCAGAGAUAUACGGUGGAGUAUGGAGCUUUUCCAAGCGGAGAGGUCCUCACCGUGACAUUACCCAGCCAGCAGAACUCUACUUUACUGACCGGCCUGCAGCCAGGCACUCAGUACCUCGUCACAGUCAGUGCUCUGCAUAGGAAUGGAAAAGAAAGAGCAAUGUCUGUUAGAGCAUGCACUCAAGAGGCAGCUCUGCCAGCCCUAAGCGACCUUCACUUGAUCCCAGUGGAGCAUCAGGAGGUGCAGGUAGCGUGGCAGGCCAAUCAAGAAGGUUUAAAAGGCUACUGGCUGAGCUGGGAGAGACAAAAACCCCACACCUACACCUCUAAGCCCUCCAUCUCCUCCCUCUACCUGCCUGCUUCUUCUCGUUCAACGCGCCUCAAGCACCUCGCACCGAACAGUCGAGUGUGUGUGUCUCCGGUCUACAGCUCGGGCCGAGGAGAAGGGUUAUGCUGCACUGCAGAGAGCCACACAGAUUGGCUGAGCUGAAUAUUAUUAUCUGAAAUGUUCUUCUUAAUUCCUGCAUAAUGUCCAUACUUGUCAGGGUUGGUCCAUUAGAGCCAGUAUAAUUUCCCAUUUGCCUGUCUCUCUUCCCUGAUAGAUUCCAGCCAGCAGGGUUAACAAUCACAGUCUGCAGCAAUCAAGCAGCUGGAGCAAAAAAGUGGGUGAGAUUUGAGCAUUUUGAGCGCUGGAUGCUCUAGUCUAGAUAACUAAUGCAAGACUGAGUAUCAUUAUGAUUAUUAUUGUACUUAGUUCAAAUGUUCACCUUGAAAUUAAUUAUAGUGACAGACAAGUCUUUAUUACAUAGCUACAGACCACUGUCACACAAUGGCUGAAAAAAAAUCUUGCAUAAUUAUACAUUUUAAUCCUCAACGUUGCAGGAAUGCCGCCCACCAUACACACACAUUUGCUUGACAUAUCAGUUAGUCAAGAAUAUGAACAGCUGCAAGACUACGCAGGUAGGCAGCAAUCAUUGUGUAAGUACAAAUAAUUGUGUAAGCAGCUAUUGUUAUUGAAAACAUAAAUAAAGGUCUGCACACUAUAGCUCCCUUAACAGCAGCUUAUGAGCCCAUCCACAGGGGACAUUUAGUGCAAAUGCGUUUCUUUAGAAUAGACCUUUAUUUCUGUAUUCAUUGCCGUCUUCUAUUAGUCCAGCGCCUACCUUUAACAGUGCAUUCGUAGACUUGAUUUGGAAAAUCUGUAUUUAUUGUUCUUAUUAUUAGUAGGUCAGCCUAAUACUUACUGUUACAUAAGUAAUGUGUAUUGACUUGAAAUUAUCCUUGCAAUUAUUUAAAGUUCUUUAUAUGUAAAACGUCCUUCCCAGUAUUUUCCUUCUGUCAUGUAUUAGAUCAAAAUAACUGGUAUUACCUCUCACUGGUAUUAGAUCCUAAAAGCAUUGAGGAUUCACCCAGCUGACUAUACUCCAUUACAGUUUGAAUGUUGUUUUGGUAAUAAACCCUGACAAAAAAUAAGAUAAAGCGUGAGAAAAUGACGACUUAUUAUUUAGGUACCAUAAACCACAAAUCAUUUGGAGUUGUAGAGCUAGAGUAAAGCUAUAAAAGUCAAACAGAAGGUCCCUGAUACUCUGCGACCUGAGAAGCUGAAGAAGCCGGAUUCAAUUUAAUGAUGUAAUCUUUCAAAUAUGUAAUUAUUGAUUUGCUAUUUUUCAUACUGUAUGAGUCUUAAAUGAACGUAUUCAACAUUAGCCUGCAGCGGAAGAUGGCCAAUUUAGAGGAUUAUCACCUUGCCUGUUAUUGUUUUUCAAUAAGCAUAGCGCUUAGAAUAAUAUAAACGUAGUGUUCAUCUGUGAAAAUGAUCGAAAUCUAUGAAUAUAAAAAAGUGUAUUACAGUAUACAGCAGUGUCAGUGCAAGGUUAUUUCCCCAAAAAAUAACUACAUGCAACAAUCAUUUUGCUGAUGCAUGCUGGAACAUAUUUUUGAAUAAUUUGUAUUAUCUAUGACCACAUUUUGGCUUGUGUGAAUUUCAGUUCAUUAUAUAGAGAUUUAGAAAACUAAAAGAGCACUCAAGCGUUUUGACAUAUUCGUGCUGUGAAUAUAUAUUUUUGUCAUGUUUAGAAUUCAGUUCCAGAUUUGUCUAUUUCAUUGUUUCUCUGGUCAAAUGAAAAGAUAAGAAAAACAUUAUAUUUAUAUUAAAGAGAUUUGCACUGUGA
Messenger RNA from Notothenia coriiceps (black rockcod), 3401 nucleotides. Its product is annotated as von Willebrand factor A domain-containing protein 1. The record is from RefSeq and is a predicted model, not a curated record. The transcript is spliced from 5 exons. Bases 242 to 1720 code for a protein of 492 amino acids. NCBI's taxonomy places the organism in Eukaryota, Metazoa, Chordata, Actinopteri, Perciformes, Nototheniidae. Gene Ontology annotation, molecular function: protein binding.